GGGCAGCACCAAGGAGGACAGAGGAAGAGCCCCAGGCAGUCACCAUGCUCACUGCACGGACCCUCCUGCUCCUGAUGCUCCUCACUUUCUCCCUGCACCGCACCACAGCCCACUUCACCCCCACCGAGUGCUGCUUCAAGUACGCGCAGAAAGCUGUCCAACAUGUGCGGAGCUUCUACAUGAUGUCCCGCGACUGCUCCUUGCCCGCAGUUGUGAUUGUGGCUGCCACAGGGGACAAGCUCUGCGCCGACCCCAAGAAGCGCUGGGUGAAGAAUGCCAUGAAAAAGCUUCAAAGGAAAAAAUGAAAUCCUCCUUCUGCCAUCCAGCAUCUGACUCACCCAUCCGGUGCCCCGUCUCUGGAGGGAGCAGGCGGCGCCCACGGCUCUUCUCGAAGGGGUCCCAUGGAAGGGGUCCCAUCGUGGUGACCGUCACUGCCACUGGAGCCAGACUGUGCCCCAGCGGGACCAGGUGUCACAGCAGCAUGGAACAGCCGGCCACCAAGUCCCUCCUGCUGCCACUGCCCUGC
This is a messenger RNA of Calidris pugnax (ruff), 526 nucleotides long. RefSeq names its product C-C motif chemokine 5-like. NCBI's taxonomy places the organism in Eukaryota, Metazoa, Chordata, Aves, Charadriiformes, Scolopacidae. The coding region runs from base 45 to 305 and encodes 86 amino acids. Gene Ontology annotation, molecular function: chemokine activity; CCR chemokine receptor binding. The transcript is spliced from 3 exons. The record is from RefSeq and is a predicted model, not a curated record. Gene Ontology annotation, biological process: cellular response to tumor necrosis factor; lymphocyte chemotaxis; positive regulation of GTPase activity. Gene Ontology annotation, cellular component: extracellular region.